AUGGAGAAGACGAUUCAGUUUUGGUUUCUCAACCAUCUACUUUAUCUCCUCUUUUCUUCGAGGAUGAUUCCAAUCAACGCUGGAGUGAAUCAAAUUUUCGAUGCUAUCUACCCAGCGGCUAUCUCCGUUGUACCAAUCGUGGCCCACAACGAUGAAAAGUUUCUCCCGAGGGUUUGCAUUUUCUGCAAUCAAUCCAUAAAUCUCUGGUAUUAUGAAAAACGGAUUACAACCAAUCCUUCCUUCACUCAAGCGUUUGAAAGGGUGACUAUCCCCUCUCAAUUUCAGAAAUUUUCUUUGCUUGAUGAAGGAUGGAUUUCCCGUUGUUGUGAUUCAGUUUCUGUUGAUCCGCCGCUCGGUCCUUCUCGUCACCGUCAAGGAAGUGUUUCUUCUCCUUCAUCAUUUCUUCUUUCCGCUCUUUGCGUCGUCCUCUGGUGGCUCUCUUUCCGGCGGCGUUGCUUCUUCAGCUUUUUAGUCUUUGUUUGGAUUCGGUGGUGUCGUUCUCCGGCGUUCCUGCGUGGUGGCUUGACUCGAGGAGGAGUGUGGCAUCAUGGUGAGGUUUCCGGUGUUCUCUCCGCCUCAACUUUCGUUUGCCCGGCGGCUUUCGGCGGAGGUCUUCGGUGGCGGUGUGGUUCCGAGUAG
Molecule: messenger RNA, 639 nt
Organism: Microthlaspi erraticum
Lineage: Eukaryota; Viridiplantae; Streptophyta; Magnoliopsida; Brassicales; Brassicaceae
Source: the annotation of a GenBank genome assembly